This is a messenger RNA of Aspergillus aculeatus ATCC 16872, 2679 nucleotides long. RefSeq lists its product as uncharacterized. Gene Ontology annotation, cellular component: mitochondrial membrane. Gene Ontology annotation, molecular function: 1-acylglycerophosphocholine O-acyltransferase activity. Gene Ontology annotation, biological process: cardiolipin acyl-chain remodeling; inner mitochondrial membrane organization. NCBI's taxonomy places the organism in Eukaryota, Fungi, Ascomycota, Eurotiomycetes, Eurotiales, Aspergillaceae. The transcript is spliced from 2 exons. The coding region runs from base 1 to 2679 and encodes 892 amino acids. The record is from RefSeq and is a predicted model, not a curated record.
AUGGGCCAGGUCCUUCCCACCCAUCGACUGGCCCAUUCGCCACACGGUGGUCUGGCACAACCCGUUGUCACCCAGGCGAUCCGAUUGCUGUCAAAGGGCCCCUUCGCCGCCGAUCCCCAUCUCGCCCGCCCCGAGCGGCAAUCGUGGAGCUUGCAGAAUGUCUGCGUCGACCCGUUCUCGGAUCUCCCGAUGGCGUUCACGACCGACGGCCACGAUUCCCACCUGUCCCCGUCCUCCUUCGCCUGCAACUCCUAUUCCUGGUUCCACAUCUUCCCCGAGGGCAUGAUCCACCAGGCGCCCAACAAGACGAUGCGGUACUUCAAGUGGGGGGUCGCUCGGCUCAUCCUCGAGGCCAGUGAAUGUCCCGAUGUCGUGCCCAUCUGGCUGGAGGGCUUCGACCAGGUCAUGCACGAGAGUCGCGAGUUCCCGCGCUUCCUGCCUCGGGUCGGCAAGGAGGUCAGCAUCACGUUCGGAAAGAAGGUCGAUACCGAAGCCGUCUUCGGCGAGUCGCGGAGGAAGUGGCAGCAGAUCAGGGCCAAGGCGGAGCGCACAUCGCCCGACACCCGCGACCUCCCGCUCGGAGUGCUGAAUGACGAGCUCCUGUACGGGACGGAGGCGGUUGAGCUGCGCAAGGAGGUUACCAUGAAGGUUCGGAACCUGGUUCUCGAGGUGCGGCGGUCUCGAGGCCACUCGGAUGAAGACCCCAAGGCGGGUCUCGCUGAAACGUGGAUUCGAGAAGGCCCCAAUCGGGAGGGGAAGAAGUUGGAUGAUUCUUGGAAGUUUAAAAAGAAUGCCUAUGCGAAGCCAGCGAGCACAGCCCAUCACACUCUGGCCUCUGGUGGUUCCCGCCCCAAAGACCAUGAUCGCCUCCGCCCGUCUUCCACCUCCUCCCCCGCCGAGCAACAAGAACAACCCUCCGUGAACGAGCUGAUCGACCACCUCCGACGCACCCAAAUCACACGAACCCCCGACCACGGACCUGAAAACCCUUAUCGAUUCGUGGUCCCCCGCUCGGUCCACCCGUCUCUGCGCAAUCUCCUCGAGCUCCCGGAGACCCCGCCCCCGCGCCCGCGGCCGGGCUCACGCCGCCACGCCGUCGUCGGCGCACGACGGGGCACGCGACGAACCGCCGCCGGACCCCCCGCCCCUCAGAGCUGGCUCGUGGGAAACUACGGUCGGGAGGAGGAAAAUAAGGAGCUGGACGAAGAUGGUGCGACGGAGAGUCGUCGCACCAUCUACCGACUGGAGGAGCGCUUGCCCGGCACGACGUUCCCCGCCAGGGGAAGUCUGCAGCAUACCGUGCUGAAGUCCAUGGCGCUCUACUGGGCGUGGCAUCUCGAGUACGACGGCCCGUUUCUCGCGGACUUGCCUAAUCAUGUGAAGGUCCGAUUGCUCAGUUUCAUUGGUGUAUACACUCGGGAGUACCAGAUCCCGUCUGGUUUGGGGCUGCGGCCGUUGUUCCCUCGCUCUCAGCAGCAGCAGCAGCAGCAGCAGCAGCAGCAGUUGGACGAUGACUUCGCGGCUUCUCAUGAGCACAGCACCGAGGCAGGAGCAGCAGGAGCAGCGCAGGAGAAUGACGACGAAAUCACCCGCCUCGACCUCAGCAGCGCCCUAGGCCGCUGGCUCACGCUCAAGCAAAUCUCCAGCGAACUGCUCCCCACGACCAAGCAAUCCACCCCUGCUCUCCAGCAAACACUCAGCGAGCCCACCGCCGCCGUCCCAUCCUCCUGGGAGGACGAAUACGACGAACACCAAAUCCCACAACCUACUACACCCACAUCCCUAACAACAACAACCCUGCGCACCCCACGCUUCACCAACCUCCGGUACCUCUCCCUCGCCCACCCGACCCCUACCUCCGCGAACUGGAACAGCCUGAUCACGCUCCUCGCGCGCCUCACGCGCAUCACCCACCUCUCGCUGGCCCACUGGCCCCUCCCGACCGCCACCCCGCACGCCCGCACUGCCACCGUCCGCCACCCGGCCCACCGCUCCCUCACCUUCGCCUACGGCGGCACGGACGCCUACGCCGCCAACGACAACAACUGGGCCGAGGUCGCGGGCCUCCUGCGGCGGCUGUCGCGCGCCACCUACUGCCUGAAGUGGCUGGACCUCGAGGGCUGCGGGGAGUGGCUCCCCGCAUUGAAUUGGGUCGGCCACGGCCCGGACGGCGAGGUGUAUCCCUCUGGUCCGGAGUGGAAUGGCUCCUGGCGCGAGGUCGAGUUCAUCCGGUUGGGCGCCGGGUGGGUUCCUUCGCUUGAGGGCGAUGAUGAUGCUGCGCUACUGCAGCAGCAGCAGCGUCAGCAGCAGCAGCAGCGUCAGCUAGUUCCGGAAGGCAUUAGACCUGCUACCCUAGUAGAAGGUGUAGGUGGGGCGAGACGAACCCUGGCUGCGUCUAUGCAUGCCCCCCCUCCGGCGGGUGCUGCCGGCGGCGGCGAUGAUGAUGAUGAUAAUCUUCCCUGGGACGUCGAGGAGGAGAGGAUCAAGUACCGGCGGAUGAAGGAGGUGCAGCGAUAUCGCCAGAUCGUGGAGACGGCGAAGGAGGUGCAGCGGAACGUGCAGCGCGUUCGGAAGGAGGGCAAGGGGAAGUGGGUGACGUUCUCGUUCGGGUUGGAGGGGUUGGAGGACGACGCGUUGAAGAGGUUGCUUGGGCCGAGGUGGUUGGAUCUGUUGCCUUGA